Symbiodinium necroappetens is the source of this 365-nucleotide messenger RNA. The record is from the annotation of a GenBank genome assembly. NCBI's taxonomy places the organism in Eukaryota, Dinophyceae, Suessiales, Symbiodiniaceae.
GUCCGGAUUCAGCAACUCUCGGAAGGGCCGGCGCAAUCCUCGGAUGCGACCUUCAAAAGGCUUUCCAAAGGAACCAACGCCCAGACGAACGGCGGGGUCAUCUUGCUCCAGCAGGUUUCAGCCAUCGUAGAUUUGGCAGACGCACACGCGGACAGCACGUGCCAGGGCGUUUGGGAUCCUGUCCCUGCCGUCUCCUUGGCAGCCAGCGGCAGUCCGGGAGUUGCGGCCCGAUCCCACUGCAAAGUCAGGAUUUGGGCCACUUUUGAAGCCCUCCGCCAUCAUCGCAGAAUGAUCCCAUCCCGGCGGCAAGUUCAGCGAGGGCAUUCCUCACCAAUUUUGAGAUCGCUGGUGGGUGGAUUCCUUGU